AUGAAAGAGGCCGGCGUGAAAGUUAUGGGUAUGAUUGGUGGUGCCGCUCCUGGCUCAUUCACCUCAGAGACGCUGGACGGCGACGAAGAUGUCUUUGAGAAAUACUACACCCAAAUACGUGAAGUGAUCUUUCGAUACGAACUGGACGGCUUAGACAUCGAUGUUGAGCAGCCCAUGAGCCAAGAUGGCAUAGAACGUCUGAUUGAUAAAAUUCACUGCGAUUUCGGAUCUGGCUUUAUCAUCACUUUGGCCCCGGUGGCUUCCGCUCUUAAAAACGGAGGAAAUCUUAGUGGGCUUGACUAUAAGCUACUAGAGUAUCGGAAGGGGUGUAAAAUUAGCUUCUAUAACUGUCAAUUUUACGGGGGAUUCGGUACAAUGUCCAGCACAAAAGAUUACCACGACAUUGUGACGAAUGGGUUUAAGGCCUCUCGGGUGGUGGCUGGACAGCUUUCUUCUGGUACACUUACUUACGAUCGGCUUGGUCAACUCAAUAUUAAUACUACAAUUGUAUCUUUGAGGGAAAAAUACGGGCGGAUCGGAGGCAUAAUGGGCUGGGAGUACGGUCUUAGCGUUACCAGGGGCAUGGAUGAACCUUGGAGGUGGGCGCAAGCUAUGACACAAAUUCUGCGACCCAAAUUUUUAUCUUCCAGAGCAACUGCAGAUCAACUUGGCGGCGGCAUAUAA
Messenger RNA from Metarhizium robertsii ARSEF 23, 684 nucleotides. Its product is annotated as Glycoside hydrolase, chitinase active site protein. The coding region runs from base 1 to 684 and encodes 227 amino acids. NCBI's taxonomy places the organism in Eukaryota, Fungi, Ascomycota, Sordariomycetes, Hypocreales, Clavicipitaceae. The transcript has a single exon. The record is from RefSeq and is a predicted model, not a curated record. Gene Ontology annotation, molecular function: hydrolase activity, hydrolyzing O-glycosyl compounds. Gene Ontology annotation, biological process: carbohydrate metabolic process.